Molecule: messenger RNA, 1878 nt
Organism: Chara braunii
Lineage: Eukaryota; Viridiplantae; Streptophyta; Charophyceae; Charales; Characeae
Source: the annotation of a GenBank genome assembly
GCAGCCAGAAGGCUAUGAUAGCCAAAGAUAUGAAGGAGAGCGAGCAACGGAAGAUGCAAGCAGAAGGCGAAAGUCAAGGAGGGACGUCGUCAGCAUCACAGGGCACUUCAGCAUCAGGCAUCAAGGUCAGCCAAUCGCGAUCACUGGGACAAAAGGCCAUAGACUUCCUGAUGGAGAAGACUAAAAUCAAGUCACCGGUCAAAAUCUCGAAGGAGAUUGUGAAGGGACAGGAGGGCAAAGAGGAGGAGGUCGAUGUGUGGGAAUAUCCAGAACAAGACUUACAGACACUAGAUGAACUCUACGCACGACAUGCAGUACUGUUCAACUUCUCAAGCAAGAAUCAGGAUCUAUCUCUCAAUGACAAAAGGCAAUGGGUCCUGGAGAGGCUCAGGGGUCUCGAGCACAUCCCGGGCAUGGAACCGGAGGUUUCAUACCACAAACGGGGCAGAUUCACGCUGCGACAAUCAAUGUUGGUCCAAUCGGACAACAAACUAGGGGUUUGGUUCAUCAACUGGUCGCACUAUCGGGGCUGGAUCUUCGACGAUAACUUGGAUAUUCCGCGGUGGGUGUGGGUGUUGCGCAGCACUCCGACAGUGAAGUCGGACAUCUAUCCCCCUUACGACAGUCGAUGGAGACAAACGGGAUCCAAACGGAUGGAGGAGAAGGACGUGGGCUACCUAACCAAGCCCAUGAUAGAUGAUUCCAUCUUGCUGGACGACAAGCAGCGCGUUCAAACCAUGUCGGAGCUGCACAAGCUGGUACAGACAGCGGAACUGGCCUUCCUGGAAAACAAAAGAGAUCGAGAGGAGGCUCAAAAGUCUACAGUCGCAGGAAGAUGGGAUGAUAAGAUGGACUGCGAAGGGUUGGAAAGCAAGAGCAGUAAUCAGAACAAGGAUGCAACGGGGGAAAACACGAAGGGAAACGCUAGUGACAAGUCCACUCGGGAGGAAGUGAAAGGGGGUGAUUCAACAACCUCCCUUAAGCGAAAAGUCAGCGAUAGGGAGUCGAGGCAAGGAGACAGUCUAAGUCAAGGGACCAAGCGCACACAAUCUGGGACGGGAUCAGGAGAAGCUCCUUCACAGGCCGAAGAAGAUAAAAAAAUGGAAACGGAGGAAGAAGGACAAGGAGAUCACAAACCCUCUAGGGAGGAAAUGGACAUCUCAGAUCCACCAGCAGACACGCCAACCUCGCCCUCUACAGCCCAUCAGCAAGGAUACAGCGACACCGCAGGACGAAGCAACUCCACGUCGAGCCAAUCCAGCCAAUCCACCCGAAGGAGAACAACGAAGACCGUAGGAGAGGCAGUAGAAGGGGCAAAGGAGAUAGCAGAGGACUCAGGCGCAGAUUCCGAUAGCGAUGGGGACAGUGGGGAUGAAAAUUGGGAAGACGAGGAGGAGGAAGAAGAACCGGAGACCUUAGUCCAGUGGAUCAGGACGGUCCACAAACUCCAAUGGGAAAGGCAUAUCGAAUGUGAGAUCCGCUUGGCCCAUCACAAGCACCUGCACAACCUAAAGCAAGCCACAGCCACAGGGGAGGACAUCACAACAGCAAACCGCUUCGAAAGACUGAAGAAAGAGUAGGAAGUCAAUGAUUUCUACGCAACUCGGUAUGGAUAGAAGGCCCGACCAGAGAACAAUGACAUCACAGUACACAACUCAGGCUAUGCCAAACAGUUCAUAUGGCCAAAGACUUACCAGCCACAAGGAUUAAAGAGAUCAGAUCAGAAGCGCAAAGCGCAGCAAGAACCAGCGGAGCGGGCGAACAGUAGUGCUCAUGAAUCAGUGGAUUCCCCACAAGCAAGAGGUGAAGAAGAGAAGAUGGAGGAGGAGAAGCGACAGGCAGAUAUUCUAGAAGCCCAAAUCAAUGUUCUCAAGGAUC